GUCACGGUUUACCUACAAGGAAGUGUCGGCCGUGUGUUAGCAUCAUGCUCAUUGAUGUGCUGUGCGCUAAUAAUCACCAAAAUAUCAAUCAGACAGCGAUUAAUAGUCGAAUAUUCGUCGUGCCGUCAUUUUAAAAUGAAGUAACGUUUACCUGAAGGGAAUAAAGGAGAGGAGGUGGAGAAGUGUUCAGAAGCUGAAAAUGAGGCGUCUAUCCCGAAAGAAAGCCCUGAGCCUGGUGAGGGAGCUGGAUGCUUUCCCCAAAGUGUCAGAAAGCUACGUGGAGACGUCAGCCACUGGAGGAACAGUGUCACUGAUAGCGUUUAGUGCCAUUGCACUUCUGGCUCUCCUGGAGUUCUUUGUGUAUCAGGAUACAUGGAUGAAGUAUGAAUAUGAAGUUGACAAGGAUUUUUCCAGUAAAUUAAGAGUCAAUGUCGACAUCACUGUGGCCAUGAAAUGCCAGCAUGUUGGAGCAGACAUCCUGGACCUGGCUGAGACCAUGAUCACCUCCAAUGGCUUCCAGUACGAGCCUGUGACCUUUGAUCUGUCCCCACAACAGAGACUCUGGCAGAGAACGUUGCUUCUCAUACAGAGCAGGCUGAAAGAGGAACAUGCACUCCAGGAGGUCCUAUACAAAACUGUCCUCAAAGGGGGACCCACUGCUGCUCCACUACGGGGAGAUGCUUCUUUGCAGGUGCUUAAUGGUUGCAGGAUUCAUGGACACGUCUAUGUUAACAAAGUGGCUGGAAACUUGCACAUCACAGUUGGAAAACCCAUUCAUCAUCCUCAGGGCCACGCCCACAUUGCAGCUUUUGUGAGUCAUGAAACGUAUAACUUCUCCCAUCGAAUCGACCACUUAUCUUUUGGGGAGGAGGUACCGGGCAUCAUCAAUCCUCUGGACGGCACAGAGAAAAUCACUUAUCACAACAACCAGAUGUUCCAGUAUUUCAUCACCGUGGUGCCCACCAAACUGAACACACACAAGAUAUAUGCAGACACACAUCAGUUUUCAGUGACUGAGCGGGAGCGGGUGAUAAAUCACGCGGCAGGCAGCCACGGUGUGUCCGGCGUCUUUGUGAAGUACGACACCAGCUCUCUGAUGGUGACCGUCAGCGAGCAGCACAUGCCGCUGUGGCAGUUUCUGGUGCGGCUGUGCGGCAUCGUUGGGGGGAUUUUCUCCACAACAGGCAUGCUCCACAGACUUGUUAGCUUUGGUUUCGAUGUCGUCUGCUGUCGCUUUAGCCUGGGAGUCUACAGACCCAGAGAGGCUAUGGACCUGCACAACCAGCUGAACAAUCACACCCCUCUGUUGGCCGAAAACGCCCAAGACGAGGAGUAGCUGCUUUUCAACAGCCCGAGUUGUGACUCGUGACCGUCGUCAAACAGCUGAUUGUGUUCUGAUUUAACGAGGCCACCUGAAGAACCAAAAGAACACGUGAGCUGCCAUUUCUCAUUCUCCUGGAACAGACGGU
This is a messenger RNA of Thalassophryne amazonica, 1469 nucleotides long. RefSeq names its product endoplasmic reticulum-Golgi intermediate compartment protein 2-like. The transcript has 14 exons. Gene Ontology annotation, cellular component: membrane; COPII-coated ER to Golgi transport vesicle; endoplasmic reticulum. Lineage: Eukaryota; Metazoa; Chordata; Actinopteri; Batrachoidiformes; Batrachoididae. The record is from RefSeq and is a predicted model, not a curated record. Gene Ontology annotation, biological process: endoplasmic reticulum to Golgi vesicle-mediated transport; retrograde vesicle-mediated transport, Golgi to endoplasmic reticulum. Bases 200 to 1336 code for a protein of 378 amino acids.